AUGUCAGGCAAAAGUGCUAAAGAACGUCUUGAUCAAGUACAUUCGCACCUCACAGCAGAUCCUCCACAACGACAAACCGGGAAGCGACGAGCGAAAGCCGUCAACACACUGCCAGCUGACUACUCGGACGUACUCGGUCAAGUCACGACAUUGCAGAAGAUUGCCGCAACACCUGAUACCGACAAUCGAGGCUACGUGCGACAGAAGAAGGCUGGCAAACUAUGGGUCCAAGAACGAAUCCAACAGCUACUUGAUCCUACCAGUUUUCGACCGGUAGGAAGUAUUUCGGGUACUGUGAAGUGGAAGAAGACUAGUGAAACUAUGGAGGAGCCAGUUGGAUUUGUGCCGUCAAAUAAUGUUCAGGGUUUUGGUACGCUCCGAGGUCGCAAAGUUAUUUUGACGGCGGACGACUUCUCCAUUCGAGCUGGUCAUGCCGAUGGUGCCUCCACAGAGAAGACGGUUUAUAUGGAGAAGCUCGCAAUCGCACUCAAACUUCCAAUCGUGAAGCUAGUCGACGGGUCAUCAGGCGGGGGCUCCGUCACAACAAUACGCACAACCGGUUUCUCCUACAUACCACCUCUCCCGUCUUUUCAAUACGUCGUGGAGCAACUCAACCUAGGCAUCCCGAAUCUAGGCGCUGUAGUCGGUCCAGCCAUCGGUCUUGGAGCGGCUCGCGUCGUCGCAUGUCACUUCUCCGUCAUGGCCGGCGAUAUCGGUUCGCUCUUCAACGCUGGCCCAGAUGUCGUCAAGAACGCCAGUUUCGAAGAAGACCUUACACCUGCUGAUCUCGGUGGUCCAGGGGUCCACUGCACAAACGGCACUAUCGACAAUCUCGCAGCUGACGAAGCUGAAUGUUUCGAACAAUUGCGUACUGUACUCAGCUAUCUACCAAAUAGCGGAACCAUGCUCCCUCCAGUGGUCGAGCCAUCAGAUCCAACGACUCGCAAAUCAGCGCUACUUCGCUCAAUCAUCCCUCGAGCGAAGAACCGGAUGUACAACGCUCGCAAAAUCAUCACGGAGGUUGUCGAUCUUGACUCCUUCUUCGAGAUUGGCGCACUCUGGGGCAGAACGGCAAUUGUCGGACUCGCUCGACUCGGAGGAAAGCCAGUGGGAAUUGUCUCUUUGAAUUGCGAAGUCAACGCGGGAGCACUGGACGCUCUGGGCUCGCAAAAAAUUGCACGCAUGCUCAAGUUCUUGGAUAUCUUCAACAUCCCUCUGGUACAAUUUGUGGAUAUCCCUGGCUAUGCGAUUGGCACAGUUGCUGAGAGGAACGCGACGAUGCGCCACGGUAUCUCGCUGGCCACAGCUUACUAUAGCACUACGAUGCCAGUCUUCAGUGUCAUUAUAAGACGUGUGUACGGCGUAGCAGGAGGCUUGAUGCUCGAUUGUCGGGACCCUCGUAUGCGCGUUGCAUGGCCAUCGGGAAACUGGGGCUCACUCCCUCUCGAAGGCGGCAUUGAAGUCGGCCAUUCUUUCGAGCUCAGGGAGAUUGAACGACAACAUGGAAAACAAAAGCGGGAUGAGCGAUACGCGGAGCUCGAGAGCGAGUACAGAAGAUUGAUGAGCCCAAUUCGUACGGCGAAUCACUUUGGUGUAGAGGAGAUCAUCGAUCCUGCUUCUACGAGAGAGAUAUGCUGUCAAUGGGUCGGACACGUCUACGAGAACCUAUUACCACAGAGGAUACUGGAGAGGAUAUCCGGUAGACUACAGCCAAAAUUCGCCUGA
Aureobasidium subglaciale EXF-2481 is the source of this 1725-nucleotide messenger RNA. RefSeq lists its product as uncharacterized. The transcript is spliced from 3 exons. The record is from RefSeq and is a predicted model, not a curated record. The coding region runs from base 1 to 1725 and encodes 574 amino acids. Lineage: Eukaryota; Fungi; Ascomycota; Dothideomycetes; Dothideales; Saccotheciaceae. Gene Ontology annotation, molecular function: propionyl-CoA carboxylase activity.